Molecule: messenger RNA, 1651 nt
Organism: Candoia aspera
Lineage: Eukaryota; Metazoa; Chordata; Lepidosauria; Squamata; Candoiidae
Gene: UTP3
Product: UTP3 small subunit processome component
Exons: 1
Coding region: 85-1557 (490 amino acids)
Biological process (GO): maturation of SSU-rRNA from tricistronic rRNA transcript (SSU-rRNA, 5.8S rRNA, LSU-rRNA)
Cellular component (GO): small-subunit processome; nucleolus
Source: RefSeq, a predicted model, not a curated record
AACCUCGACCCGGAAGUAGUGCCUUGCGCUGCCGGGGAGACUGCGCGACCGUCUCGGCUCCCCGUUCGUGCUUCGGCAGCCAUCAUGGGGAAGCCACGCCGGAGAAUCCCGCAGGCUUUGCGGGCCUCGGCAGAGAGAGGAGAAAAGAUGGAGGAGCCGGAGCCAGGAGAGCCUCACGUGAUGGAGGAGGCGGACGACUUCCACGAGCGGCGGCUGGAGGAGGCGGUCCUGGCGGCCCUGGGCAGCGAGGAGGAGAAGGGCGAGGAGGAGGAGGAGGAGGAGGUGCUGGGCCUGGAGCUGUCCGGGGACAGUGAGUCUGAGGAAGAUGGGGAAGGGCCGAGCGAGCACGCGGGGCCUGAUGAGGAGGACGAGCCUCCGGACAUGGACAGCGACCUGGAAGAGCAGCGGGGUGAAGGCAGGUGGGGCUCAGGCCUCCCCCAUGAGCUGGCUUGGGGUCAGCGGAAGAAGCUCUACUAUGGCACGGACUACGAGGCAGCAGGGAGUCGUUCCAAAGCCCCGAAGAAGAGCAAGGAGGAGACGGAAGCAGAGGAGCUGGAAGAAGAGGCAGAGGCUCAGGCCAUUCAGAGGCGGAUGGCGGAGAACUUGGGGGAGGAGGACUAUGGCUUAGACCUCCUGCAGGCUUACACCAGGACAGCUGAGCCACCAAGCGGGAAAGAGUCCGGGCAGAAAAUUGCCAAGGACUUGGCCUCUCUUUCUAAAAAGGAACAGCUGAAAUUGCUGAGAAAGGAAUCUCCGGAACUGCUGGAGCUGAUUCAGGACUUUGAAGCCAAAGUCACUGAGCUCAGGGAUGAACUGGAGCCACUUAUGCAAAUGGUCAGGGACAGAGUCAUCCCAGAGGGAAAAGGUAGCCAGUAUUUGCAAACCAAGUACCACCUCUAUCUGAACUACUGCUGUAACAUCAGCUUUUACUUGGUGCUGAAAGCAAAAAGAAUUCCAGUCCAUGGCCAUCCAGUCAUUGAAAGGCUUGUAACUUACAGAAAUUUAAUAAAUGACUUAGGAGUUGUGGACCAAAAACUGUUACCAGAGGUUAGUCUGCUUCUUAAUGCAUUCCAUAGUAGUGAGACCAAUGGGGUGGAAACUAGGAUGAAGCCCAUGGCAUUUGUCGGAAAAACAGUUAAUAAAAGGAAAUCAAAAUCUCCAAACUUUUCUAACGGCAAGGCUGAAGAAGAACCCACAGAUGAUUCAGAUUUUGAUGAGCAAGCUGCACUGAAUUUUUAUAAGCAGAUGGAAGAAAAGGUAAUGCUUAAGAAGAAGAGGAAACAAGAAGAAAGAGAAGACACAAGUCAUCUCAUCAUUGAAGAGGAUGUAUCAGAUCAAAAGAGAGGAGCAACGUACCAGAUUUUGAAAAAUAAAGGCCUCACACCUAAAAGAAAGAAGAUUGAUCGUAACCCAAGAGUAAAACAUCGUGAGAAAUUCAGAAGAGCCAAGAUCCGUAGAAAGGGACAAGUUCGUGAGUUCCGAAGAGAAAUACAAAAAUAUGGAGGCGAAUUGUCUGGCAUUCGUGCUGGAGUUAAGAAAAGUACUAAGCUUAAGUGAUCCAUUCUCUCCCUCCUUUCAUCUCCUCCCCUUUAUUUACAGACUAAAGAUAGUGGACAUGAGCUUAAUAAAUACACUUUUUUGGAAUGAUUAC